AUGAAGAUGGUUGACAUGCUGAAGCACAAGCCUGCCUAUAAAAUCAGAGUAUUGGCCAUCCAACGUCUGAAAGCUCUCAGACAAACUUCUACCGUUUCCCGUCAUAACACCUCCUUCCUCGCUGAAGCCCAUUACACUGGGUGGAAUGAGACCGCUCUUGUCGAGCAAUUCAAGGACGGCUUGAAGCCGGAUAUCCUGCGUGCUGUCGUUAUGCCCCAAGGAGGACUCCUCCCAGACACUGUUUCUGCUUUCGCUGCUGUGGCUGGUCAUAUUGAUACCCAGUUACAAGCCCUUCCUUCUUCCAAACCCAGAACCUCUAAUCCCUUUUCUUCUUCUUCUCGUUCUUCCUCUUCCCACACCACCAAACCAGCUUCUCAGCCUCCCCAAUUUCCGGGCCUUCCGCCCAGAAAGCACGAGGUCUGGGUGACCAUCAAUGGCAAGCGCCGUCAGUUGCCCAAGGAGAAAGUGUAUUGCGCUACCCACGGGUUGUGCGAAUGUAAGAGGCUUGCCUCAUACCCUUCCUGA
This is a messenger RNA of Cryptococcus amylolentus CBS 6039, 525 nucleotides long. RefSeq lists its product as hypothetical. The record is from RefSeq and is a predicted model, not a curated record. NCBI's taxonomy places the organism in Eukaryota, Fungi, Basidiomycota, Tremellomycetes, Tremellales, Cryptococcaceae. Bases 1 to 525 code for a protein of 174 amino acids. The transcript is spliced from 2 exons.